AUGGCGGAGAAUACCAUAGGCCUCAAUGUCCAAAAGGUCGUUGAACCCGACGCGGACCCAGUCCCCAUACAGCAUAAAAUAGUGGGGAAAUCGGCAGACUCUCCACAUGUCGAGUCGCAGCCCGAAUCACUCAACGAAGCCGGCCCUGUUAUAGACUAUGAGGAAUACCCGCCUCCGACUGAGGAAGAACGAAGAACGUUGCGCAAAAUCCAUCACUCCAUUCCUCUAGCCGCUUGGUCCCUUUGCUUCGUGGAGUUGGCUGAGCGAGCUUCUUACUAUGGUGUCAAAGCUGUCUUUAACAACUAUAUGCAGUUUCCUCUUCCAGAGGGUGGCCCAGGAACCGGCGCGAUAGAUCGGUCAAAACCCAACUCACAUGCUGGUGCCCUCAACCUUGGUCUUCAAACUGCUUCUGCUUUAGGUCUACUAUUCACAUUCCUAGCAUAUGUUAUUCCUAUCUUUGGUGCUUGGAUUGCGGACGUUAAAAUAGGCCGUUAUAAAGCAAUAGUCUGGGGCGUCCUUAUAGGUGCCUUCGCUCACGUUAUUAUGGUCGGAGGUGCUGCUCCAGCCGUGCUUCAGGCCGGGAAAGGAGUCGCUCCUUUCCUUGUUUCCUUCUUUCUUCUCGCCAUUGGUGCCGGCGUCUUUAAACCCAAUAUAGCACCUACAGUCAUUGAUCAAUAUAAAUACCAACGCGAGUAUACGAGGGUCCUUAAAUCAGGAGAGAAGGUGCUUGUUGACCCUGAGACAACUGUGAACCAUAUCAUGCUUAUAUUCUACGCCUUUGUCAAUGUUGGUGCGUUUUUCAGCAUCGCCGUUGUCUACGUCGAAAAAUACCACAGUUUCUGGCUUGCUUUUCUGUUACCAGGCAUCAUAUACUUCCUGUUACCGUUCCUUCUCGCCGCUAUGUAUAAACGGACAAUCAAGAAGGCACCGCAGGGUUCUGAUCUAGUCCGUUUUACGAAGAUCACGCUUUCCGCCUUAAAAAAGAGCAAAGGAAACAUCUUUGCAAAGGACUUCUGGCAUAAAGUAAGGCCUCUGGCACUAGCGGAGCAGAAUAUACACGCCAGCUACUCAGAGAAAGACGUUGCUGAUGCCCAACGCACAUGGGAAGCUGUCCACAUCUUCUUAUACAUACCUGUAUGGCUAAUCAAUAACGGCGGGGUUGGGAACCUUCAAAGCAAUCAAGGGGCAGCGAUGACUUCAAAUGGUGCCCCCAAUGAUCUACUAAAUCAUUUCAAUCCCUUGGUUAUUCUUGUGGCCUCGCCACUCAUGGCCCAAGUUGUGUAUCCAUUCUUGGAGCGCAGAAAGAUUAAAGUCGGCCGAAUCACUCGAAUGACUUUCGGCUUUGUUCUUGCCACCAUUUCUGGAGUUAUUGGAGCAAUCGUGCAGUGGAAAGUCUACGAGACGUCGCCUUGUGGCUAUUAUGCUUCUGAUUGUGAUGAGGUGUCGCCAAUCUCCAUUUGGUGGCAGAUUCCAAAUGUUGCCCUGGGCGCCAUAUCCGAAAUAUUCGUUAACGUAACAGCGUACGAACUUGCAUACGCCCGUGCCCCUGAGCAUAUGAGGGCUACGGUGGUUGCACUCUUCCUGUUCAUGACUGCCCUUAGCAGUGCGUUGGGUGAAAUUUUGAUUCCAGCGAUUGCCGACCCAACACUUAUAUGGGCUUGGGCAGCUCCGGCGAUAGCGCUCGCUGUUCAAACCGUUAUCUUCUGGUGGAAUCAUCAUGGUGCUAACGAAGAUGUUUUCAUGACGCAUGAGGAGGACUUCCAGCAGUUGGCCGGCGAAAACGAGAUAUCCGAGAAGGGAGAGAAAUAG
Messenger RNA from Daldinia caldariorum, 1809 nucleotides. Its product is annotated as PTR2-domain-containing protein. Gene Ontology annotation, molecular function: dipeptide transmembrane transporter activity. Bases 1 to 1809 code for a protein of 602 amino acids. The record is from RefSeq and is a predicted model, not a curated record. NCBI's taxonomy places the organism in Eukaryota, Fungi, Ascomycota, Sordariomycetes, Xylariales, Hypoxylaceae. The transcript is spliced from 8 exons. Gene Ontology annotation, cellular component: membrane. Gene Ontology annotation, biological process: transmembrane transport.